This is a messenger RNA of [Torrubiella] hemipterigena, 960 nucleotides long. The record is from the annotation of a GenBank genome assembly. NCBI's taxonomy places the organism in Eukaryota, Fungi, Ascomycota, Sordariomycetes, Hypocreales, Clavicipitaceae.
AUGGCUGCUAUCCUCUACGACGCCCUCAUCGUUGGCGGUGGUCCGGCUGGUCUCAGCGCCGCCCUCACCUUUGGUCGCCAGAAUAUGCGCGCCAUUGUCUUUGAUAGCGGCCGCUAUCGCAAUGCUCCGGCCGACUUCAUGCACAUGGUUCCUGGUGUAGACCACGUUGCCCCGGCCGAGUUCCGAGCGACGGCCCGCGCCCAGAUCACCGGCCACUACCACUCCAUCACCAUUGCCGAGGGCGUAGAGCUGACAAAGGCCAAGAAAUUGGACAAUGGCUUUGAAGUCGCCAAUGAGAGCGGAACUGUCUGGCAAGGAAAGAAAUUGAUCCUGGCCACUGGCAUCCAAGAUGUCCCUCUCGAUAUACCUGGAUACGCUGACCUCUGGGGAACUGGCAUCUACCACUGCUUAUUCUGCAAAGGAUACGAACAGCGCGGCGACUCGUCGGCCAUUCUCGCAGUAGGCUCACUCGAACACGUCGGCCACGCUCUGCACGUCGCCCGCAUGGCCAGCUCUUUGAGCGACAUUGUUACGAUAUACACCAACGGAAACAGCCAAUUGGCUGGCGAAAUCGAGGCCAAGUUUGGCGCUACAAAAGUCAUGAAGACGGAUGCGAGAAAAAUCACACAGUUCUCCCGCGGACCCAAGAAUAAGGAAGUCACAGUCUACUUUGACGACGGUACGACAGAGACGCACGUGUUCAUCUCGCAUCAGCCUGUAGUCAACCAUUCAAGUUCACUAGCUGACCAGCUUGGCCUGGAGAGAACGGCAAGCGGCGAAAUUUCCGUCACUCCGCCUUUCCAGCAGACGAGCGUGCGCGGCGUCUUUGCGGCGGGCGAUGCGUCGUCUAUGAUGAAGACGGCGCCGAAUGCUAUUUAUACAGCAAACUUUGCGGGAGCGGGCGCGAUAAUGCAGGUACAGGCAGAUCUCCAUGGCCAAGAGCCUCUGAUGCCAAUUUAA